AUGUCUCAACAAGAUGUCGAGUUCAAGACCAUGGAUGGUGUCACUCUGCGAGGUCGAAUGUAUAUCGCCUCGAGUCGAGGACCUGGUAUUGUGAUGAGUCCAGGGUUCAAUGCUGUCAAAGAGAUGGUAGGCCUGCCAAACGUGGCUGUAGCCUUUCAGCAGUCCGGAAUCACAGUGCUUAUGUAUGACCCACGAACCACUGGGCUUAGUGAUGGCGAGCCGCGCAACGAUAUCGACCCCUUUACGCAGAUCGACGACUACUCAGAUGCGCUGAGCUUUCUGGCUGUUCAUCCUAUGGUGGACCAGACUCGUAUGGGGAUUUGGGGGAUGUCUCUUUCUGGGGCAGUCGCACUAGCAUGUGCAGCAGUUGACCCACGCGCCCGCUUCGUCGUCGCCAUCUGCCCAGCUACAGUCUUUCCUUUUACGCAGGCCAAGAUACCUAGCGUACUUGGGAAAGCUGCGAAGGAUCGGGAGUCCCAGUUAAAGGGUAACGAUCCGUUCUAUCUCCCGAUGCUCAACGGAGCGGGCGACAAUCCAGCUGGGGCCAAUCUAGGCAUUGACAAGGAUGCCGCUCUGCGCAUUAUCAGCGCACAGGACGAAAGUAUCCCCACUCGCCAAGCCUUAGCUGCCAAUCAUGUCAAUCGUACAACCAUCCAAUCUUAUCGGAAGCUCGUAAUGUGGAAUCCAACUCCGAUCUAUAGGCAUCUGGCUGUGCCGGUGAUGUUUGUGGUGCCGGAGUUGGAUCAGCUCUUCCCUGCUGCGGAACAACAGCAGACGUUCAAGAAUCUCCCGGGAACCAUGAACCAAGUCCAUGUCGAACCGGGAGUAGCCCACAUGGAUGUUCUCGAGGGGAGCAUUUGCCGGAUUUGA
Molecule: messenger RNA, 870 nt
Organism: Penicillium mononematosum
Lineage: Eukaryota; Fungi; Ascomycota; Eurotiomycetes; Eurotiales; Aspergillaceae
Product: alpha/beta hydrolase
Exons: 2
Coding region: 1-870 (289 amino acids)
Source: RefSeq, a predicted model, not a curated record